GACAUCACACAGAAAGGCUAUGAGAAGAAACGAGCCAAGCUGCUGGCCCCCUUCCUCCCUCAGAUCACCAGUAAGUACUGUACUUUAUCUUCCUCUUCCUCCCUCAGAUCACCACCAAGUAAUUUAUCUUCCUCUUCCUCCCUCAGAUCAUCACCAAGUACUUUAUCUUUCCGCUUCCCUCCCUCAGAUCACCAUCCAAGUACUUCAUCUUCCUCUUCCCUGUCCCCUCAGAUCACCACCAGUACUCUUUAUCUUCCUCUUCCUCCCUCAGAUCACCACCAAGUACUUAUCUUCCUCUUCCUCCCUCAGAUCAUCACCAAGUACUUUAUCCUUCUCUUCCUCCCUCAGAUCACCACCAAGUACUUUAUCUUCCUCUUCCUCCCUCAGAUCACCACCAAGUACUUUAUCUUCCUCUUCCUCCCUCAGAUCACCACCAAGUACUUUAUCUUCCUCUUCCUCCCUCAGAUCACCACCAAGUACUUUAUCUUCCUCUUCCUCCUCUCUCUACUCCUCCUCCUCUUCUACUCCUCCUCCUCUUGACAUUUAUAAUCCAUGUGUCUCCUCAUUGCAGAAGGUGACAUAGUAGCAUAGAGUUUUCAGCCUAACCCCAGACUCAAACGCAUGCCUUUUCAACUAUGUCUGUUUUGCAUCAACAAGUCAUUUUCAUGGGGAAAGAAUGCACAGAGAAACCAAAACUGUUCCACAAAUAGUGGGUAGGCCUAACUGUACUGACCCCCGCCUCCCCCCAUCCAUAACAUCUGUUUCAUGGCUCUCUGCUGUGUCCUAGUGGUGGAUUAAGGAACAGCGUCAUUAUUGCUCAAACAUGUAUUAAAUGCAGCUAGCCUGGUGUUCCUUGACCCCCUUCACUUCAAACUUAUUUUGCCCUUGUCCAAUUUCUAGCUAUGGCAGUUAGUCACUCGCUAGGGUGUAGCCUACAAUUUCUUCCCCCUCUAGCUCUAGUCGGCCUGAACUCACGGGUCAGUUCCAGUCAGUCUCCAUGGAAGGCCCGGAGUCAGCCAACAGACUGCCACUGGAGGAUGUCCAUGUCAAGUGUGUGUCAGUUUGUGGUGUGACCAAAUCAAAAUCAUGCCUAUUGGGGAACCCUGCUCUAGUGCAUUAGUUAUCAAACGAUUGCUUAAUUACCUGGAAAAUGACUCCAGGAAAAUCCCAAGUCUCUCAAGGUGUGGCACCAUCUGAUGUUGCUUCCGUAUGUAACGUUGAUAAUGUACCCAGGUCGUCAGAGUUGGCAUUAGGAUGCUUUGAACCUGAAAGAUCACCUCCUGCUUGUUCUGGCUGCGCAUCGGAGCUUUCAUCUGCUCGGUGUGUGUUUGUGUGUGUUUGUGUGUCUUUCUGAAUGUUUGGGUGUGUGUGUGCAGUGUGUGUGUUAGAGCCAGGUGUCAACCAUCCUAUCUCUCUGUCCAGGUGUGGAGUUAGCUCUCCCAGACAUCCAGCAGCAGUCGUCCUCCGGCCCUACCAGCGGUGAACCCAGCCCUGACUGUAGCCCUGCCAGUCCUGAGGCCUCUAGCCCCUCGUCUUCCUCCGGGGGGCGCAGAAACCGCAGCGGGGGGGCCAGGGACGACCGCUACAGAUCAGGUACAGAGACACACACACACACAAUGUACAUUCAUACAAUCCUUUUGGAGAUCACUGUAUCUACCUCUAUCACUCCAGUAUCCCUGCACAUUGUAAAUAUGGGACUGGACCUGACCCUGUUUAUAGUUGACUUACUUCUCCUGUUCUUCUUAUUUUUAUUUUUAUUUCUUGGUGUUUUUGUUCUACCUUGUUAUUUUUAGUUCUACAUUGAUAUUGAUUACUGCAUUGUUGGGGUUAGAGCAAGAAAGGCAUUUUACUGUACUUCUGCACAUGACAUUAAAACUUGAAACAUAUUCAGAUUCUCAACAUUAAGCAGGAAACAAUCCAUGCUGUACAGAGGAAAUGACAUCCAACAACAACAACAGCAACAAGGAUGUGUACAAGCCAAGUAGACUGAAUAAGGGAAUGUUGAUACAAAUGUUGAAAUUGAGCUACAUGUUAAGGUGCAACACACACUGAACACACACACUGAACACACACACUGAACACAAUGGACACACACACACACUGGACACACACACACACUGAAAACACACACACAGACUGAACACACACACAGACUGAACACACAGACUGAACACACACACUGAACACACACACUGAACGCACUUACACACACUGAACACACACACUGAACGCACUUACACACACUGAACACACUCACACACACUGAACGCACACACACACUGAACGCACACACACACACUGAAAGCACACACACUCACACUGAACACACACACACACGCUGAACACACACACACUGAACACACACUGAACACACACACACUGAACACACACACACUGAACAAACACACACUGAACACACAAACACUGAACGAACACACUGAACACACAGACACACACGCACACACUGAACACACACUCACACUCACACUGAACACUCACACUGAACACACAUACACACACUGAGCACAAACACACUGAACACUGAACACACACAGAUCUCUACCAUGCAUGGCAUGACAGUAGGAGUGGGGUGUGUGGGGGCUGGUGCCUGGCUUAAGGAUAGUGGUUGGUUCUGAUUGUGACUAAGGAGUCUAGUGGAAAACAGUUGGAGCAGUGACUGCCCUGCUCUUCCAUCCCUGUAUUACUGUCUGUUGUCUUUCUAUUCUCUUGUUCCUGUUCUCAUUCUUUCGCUCCCUCUCCGUCAGAUAUCCACACGGAGGCGGUACAGGCAGCGUUGGCCAAACACAAGGAGGAGAAGAUGGCGUUGCCCAUGCCCACCAAGCGCCGCUCAGCCUUCGUCCAGUCACCUGUAGACAACUGCACCCCUCCAGGUCACUACAAUAGAGAUCAAACUAUGUUCUAUGUAGGAUUGCAAAAUUUCACGAACUUUCCCCACAUUUUCUGGUUUUCCAGAUAUCCUGGUUGGAAGAUUCCUGGAAUUUUUAUGGAAUAAGCAGGAAAUCCGGGAGUCCUCCAACCAGGAUUUUUGGGAAAACCAGGGAAUUUUGGGAAUGUUACCUCAAUUUUGCAACCCUAGUUAUAUGUUUGAGUAGUACUCUGUGGUGGUCAAUAACUAACCCUGGUCCUGAAGAGAUACAGUACAGGGUGUGCACUGUGCAUGCUUUAGUUCCAGCCCAGCAUUAACACACCUGACUCAGCGCACUCAAAGUCUUGAUGUAAAGUAACUUUUGAUGAGUUGGUUUAGGUGUGGGUCGGGACAAAAGCCUGCACGCCCUGUAGCUCUUCAGGACCAGGGAUGGUUGGGUAUCACUGCUUUAUCUCUAGUAAGAACAGGAGGAUCCACUGUUCCCUGUUCACUAACAAUGUAACCCACCUGGGAUGUCACGGCAGUCAUUUUGCCCACAAAGCUCACCACACGUCACCUAAAUACUGUCUGGUAGCGUCUAUCACCUCUUGUGAAAUGAAUUUCAACUGCACCUCACUAAUGUCGCAGUUGUAAAUGAGAACUUGUUCUCAACUGGCUUACCUGGUUAAAUAAAGGUUAAAUAAAUAAAAAUUUUUAAAAUGUGGUUCUGUCUUCCUGUCAGACACGUCGUCAGCAUCUGAGGACGAGGGUUCCCUGCGUCGCCAGGUGGCUCUGAGUGCAGUGCUGGCCCAGAGCCUCCAGAGCCCAGAUUACUGGAUAAACCGCUCAGUGCAGAGCUCCUCCACCUCCUCCUCCGCCUCCUCCACCCUGUCUCACGGAGAGAAUAAGACUCCCACUUCCGCGCUGGCCGACAUACUGGCAAGCACACGCAUAGGUAACACACACACACUCUGCAAACACACACACACACACACACAACCACACGUGCAUAGGUAGACCAAUCCAAGAUGGCAUAGCAGUGCGGUCGUGUUCUUUGUUGUGUGUCUGUGUAAAUAGCCAGUUUUUUUGUAUUUUUUGUAUUUUUCGUACAUAUUUCCCUAUCACACUUUUAAUCCUUCUACAAAAUAUACUUUCCUGCAACCCGCCUCACUCAAUGUGGAACGGAUUCUAUUAUUGACCUUUUAUCUAGAAUCUCCAGUUGAUACCAGCUAGCCAGCUAACUAGCUACUUGCUAUUAGCCACCGUUAGCGGUUUUCACCCAGAACAUCGGAUUUUCUGCCGGAAUAACUGAAUCACUGGACAUUAACACCGGAUCGCAACUAGCUAGCUGCAACCGAAUUGGAUGUUGCUGUUUGGCUAAUCACCACUGCCCCUGAAGCAAGCACCAGUUAGCCUUGAGCCAGGCCCAUAUCCCGGCUAUCUACCUCUCUGUCUACCGGACGGGAGUAGCCAGCUAACUAGCUACUUGCCAUUAGCCACCGCUAGCGGUUUCUCACCAUUGUCUGUGGCCUGCACUACCUACCAGCCAGCUCUAGUCUGGACUAUUGUCCGCCAGUCUGCACUGUCUGCACAGCGCGUUAUCGACCCAGAACAUAUCGGUUUUUCUGCCGGAAUCACUGAUUCACUGGACCUUUAACACCGGAUCAUCGUAGCUAGAUAGCUGCAAUCAAAUGGACAUUGUUGUUGGCUAAUCAGCCUCGAGCUAGCCGUGAGCCAGGCCCUUCUCCCGGCUAUCUACCUCUCUGUCAACCGGACGGGACCUCCUAGUGUUGACACGGAGCCCCAUCGAUCCAACACGACUGGUCUGCCGACAAAAUCGUCUGAUGUGAUUACAACAGGUUCUGCUAGCCCCGGCCCGCUAGCACACUCUAGCCGUGGCCUCUUGCUUGCUAGUGCUAUAGCAGCCCCCAAACUACCUCUGAACUCUCCUAUUGCUGUUCACCGGACCUUAUGAUAACUCAGCUAUACAGCUGAUGCCUGCUGGACUGUUCCUUUAUACGGUACCGCAUCCUGUUUAUGUUUUAGCCUCAGCCUAAACUUUGUUGCCAUUACCAGCUGUUGUCUUAGUUCUCGAAUAACACCUGUGAUUGCUUUAUGCCUCUCUCCCAUUUCAAUAUGCCUUGCUUAUUGCUGUUUCGGUUAUUUCUUAUUGUACUAUUUCACUGUAGAUCCCCCAGCCCAGCUCAACCUGCCAUAGAUGGCUCCUUUGUACCACCCCCCAUACACGCGGAGACGGACACAAUCAGUGCCUCCAGUGAUGCUAUCUCUUUCAUCGUUACCCAACGCUUAGAUUUACCUCCACUGUACUCAUAUCCUUCCUUAUCAUUUUCUGUACAUAAUGCCCUGAAUCUAUUCUACAACGCCCGGAAACCUGCCCCUUUUUUUCUCUGUACCCAACGCACUAGAAGACCAGUACUUAAAGCCUUUAGCCGUAUCCUUAUUCUACUCCUCCUCUGUUCCUCUGGUGAUGUAGAGGUUAACCCAGGCCCUGUAACCCCCAGUAUCACUCCUACUCCCCAGGCGUUAUCAUUUGUUGACUUCUGUAACCGUAAAAGCAUUGGUUUCUUGCACGUUAACAUCCGAAGCCUCCUCCCUAAGUUAUUCACUGCGUUAGCACACUCCGCCAACCCUGAUGUCCUAGCAGUGUCUGAAUCCUGGCUUAGGAAGGCCACCAAAACUUCAGAAUUGUCCAUCCCCAACUACAACAUUUUCCGUCUCGAUAGAACUGCCAAAGGGGGUGGGGUUGCAAUCUACUGUAGAGAUUAUCCAGGUCUGUGCCCAAACAGUUUGAGCUUCUACUUCUAAAAAUCCACCUUUCCAGAAAUAGUCUCUCACUGUUUGCCGCUUGCUACAGACCCCCCUCAGCCCCGAGCUGUGCCCUGGACACCAUAUGUGAACUGAUUGCCCCCCAUCUAUCCUCAGAGUUCGUACUGCUUGGUGACCUAAACUGGGAUAUGCUUAACACCCCGGCCAACCUACAAUCUAAACUAAACAAAUUAUCAACGAACCUACCAGGUACAACCCUAAAUCUGUAAACAUGGGCACCCUCAUAGAUAUCAUCCUGACAAAUUUAACCUCUAAAUACACCUCCGCUCUUUUCAACCAGGAUCUCAGCGAUCACUGCCUUAUUGCCUGCGUCCGUAAUGGGUCCCGCGGUCAAACGACCACCCCUCAUCACUGUCAAACGCUCCCUAAAACACUUUAGCGAGCAGGCCUUUCUAAUUGACCUGGCCCGGGUAUCCUGGAUGGAUAUUGACCUCAUUCCGUCAGUAGAGGAUGCCUGGUUGUUCUUUAAAAGUGCUUUCCUCUCAAUCUUAAAUAAGCAUGCCCCAUUCAAAAAAUUGAGAACUAAGAACAGAUAUAGCCCCUGGUUGACUUGACUGCCCUUGACCAGCACAAAAAUAUCCUGUGGCGUACUGCAUUAGCAUCGAACAUCCCCCGCGAUAUGCAACUUUUCAGGGAAGUCAGGAACCAAUAUACACAAUCAGUUAGGAAAGCAAAGGCUAACUUUUUCAAACAGAAAUUUGCAUCCUGUAGCACUAACUCCAAAAAGUUUUGGGACACUGUAAAGUCCAUGAAAAAUAAGAGCACCUCCUCCCAACUGCCCACUGCACUGAGGCUAGGAAACACUGUCACCACCGAUAAAUCUACAAUAAUCGAGAAUUUCAACAAGCAUUUUGCUACGGCUGGCCAUGCUUUCCACCUGGCUACCACUACCCCGGCCACCAGCUCUGCACCCUCCGCUGCAACUUGCCCAUGCCCCCCCCCCCCCCCCCGCUUCUCCUUCACACAAAUUCAGACAGCUGAUGUUCUGAAAGAGCUGAAAAAUCUGGACCCCUACAAAUCAGCUGGGCUAGACAAUCUGGACCCUUUCUUUCUAAAAUUAGCCGCUGAAAUUGUCGCAACCCCUAUUACUAGCCUGUUCAACCUCUCUUUCGUAACGUCUGAGAUCCCCAGAGAUUGGAAAUCUGCCGCGGUCAUCCCCCUCUUCAAAGGGGGUGACACUCUAGAUCCAAACUGUUACAGACCUAUAUCCAUCCUGCCCUGCCUUUCGAAAGUAUUUGAAAGCCAAGUUAUCAAACAGAUCACCGACCAUUUCGAAUCCCACCGUACCUUCUCCGCUAUGCAAUCCGGUUUCCGAGCUGGUCAUGGGUGCACCUCAGCCACACUCAAGGUCUUAAACGAUAUUAUAACCGCGAUCGAUAAAAGACAGUACUGCGCAGCCGUCUUCAUCGACCUGUCCAAGGCUUUCGACUCUGUCAAUCACCACAUUCUUAUUGGCAGACUAAAUAGCCUUGGUUUCUCUAAUGACUGCCUCACCUGGUUCACCAACUACUUCUCAGAUAGAGUUCAAUGUGUCAAAUCGGAGGGCCUGUUGUCUGGACCUCUGGCCGUCUCUAUGGGGGUGCCACAUGGUUCAAUUCUCGGGCCGACUCUAUUCUCUGUGUAUAUCAAUGAUGUUGCUCUUGCUGCUGGUGACGCUCGGAUCCACCUCUUUGCGGACGACACCAUUUUGUAUACAUCUGGCCCCUCAUUGGACACUUUGUUAACAAACCUCCAAACUAGCUUCAACGCCAUACAACACUCCUUCCGUAGCCUCCAACUGCUCUUAAACACUAGUAAAACUAAAUGCAUGCUUUUCACCCGAACGCUGCUUGCACCCGCCCACCCGACUAGAAUCACUACUCUCGGCGGGUCUGACCUAGAGUAUGUGGACAACUACAAAUACCUAGGUGUCUGGUUAGACUGUAAACUCUCAUUCCAGACUCACAGUAAGCAUCUCCAAUCAAAAGUUAGAUCUAGAAUCGGCUUCCUAUUUCGCAACAAAGCCUCCUUCACUCAUGCUGCCAAACAUGCCCUCGCAAAACUGACUAUCCUACCGAUCCUUGACUUCGGCGAUGUCAUUUACAAAAUAGCCUCCAACACUCUACUCAGCAAAUUGGAUGUAGUCUAUCACAGUGCCAUCCGUAUUGUCACCAAAGCCCCAUAUACUACCCACCAUUGUGACCUGUACGCUCUUGUUGGCUGGCCCUAACUACAUAUUCAUCGCCAAACCCACUGGCUCCAGGUCAUCUAUAAAUCACUGCUAGGCAAAUCCCCGUCUUACCUUAGCUCACUGGUCAUCAUAGCAACACCCACCCGUAGUCUGCGCUCCAGCAGGUAUAUCUCACUGGUCAUCCCCAAAGCCAACACCACCUUUGGCCGCCAUUCCUUCCAGUUCUCUGCUGCCAAUGACUGGAACGAACUGCAAAAAUCUCUGAAGCUGGAGACUCUUAUCUCCCUCACUAACUUUAAGCGUCAGUUGUCAGAGCAGCUUACCGAUCACUGCACCUGUACACAGCCAUUCUGAAAUUAGCCCACCCAACUACCUCAUCCCCAUAUUGUUAUUUAUUUUGCUAAUUUGCACCCCAGUAUCUCUAUUUGCACAUCAUCUUUUGCACAUCUAUCAUUCCAGUGUUAAUACGAAAUUUUAACUAUUUUGCACAUAGCCUAUUUAUUGCCUUACCUCCAUAACUUACUACAUUCGCACACACUGUAUAUAUAUUUUCUGUUUGUAUUUUUGACUUUAUGUUUUGUUUACCCCAUAUGUAACUCUGUGUUGUUGUUUUUAUCGCACUGCUUUGCUUUAUCUUGGCCAGGUCGCAGUUGUAAAUGAGAACUUGUUCUCAACUGGCUUACCUGGUUAAAUAAAGGUGGAGGAAAAAAUAAUAAUAAGACACACACGCAUACAGUGAGGGGAAAAAUUAUUUGAUCCCCUGCUGAUUUUGUACGUUUGCCCACUGACAAAGACAUGAUUAGUCUAUAAUUUUAAUGGUAGGUUUAUUUGAACAGUGAGAGACAGAAUAACAACAAAAAAAUCCAGAUAAACGCAUGUCAAAAAUGUUAUAAAUUGAUUUGCAUUUUAAUGAGGGAAAUAAGUAUUUGACCCCUCUGCAAAACAUGACUUAGUACUUGGUGGCAAAACCCUUGUUGGCAAUCACAGAGGUCAGACGUUUCCUGUAGUUGGCCACCAGGCUGAUGUUUGGCAACUCGAACCUUCAGCUCCCUCCACAGAUUUUCUAUGGGAUUAAGGUCUGGAGACUGGCUAGGCCACUCCAGGACCUUAAUGUGCUUCUUCUUGAGCCACUCCUUUGUUGCCUUGGCCGUGUGUUUUGGGUCAUUGUCAUGCUGGAAUACCCAUCCACGACCCAUUUUCAGUGCCCUGGCUGAGGGAAGGAGGUUCUCACCCAAGAUUUGACAGUACAUGGCCCCGUCCAUCGUCCCUUUGAUGCGGUGAAGUUGUCCUGUCCCCUUAGCAGAAAAACACCCCCAAAGCAUAAUGUUUCCACCUCCAUGUUUGACGGUGGGGAUGGUGUUCUUGGGGUCAUAGGCAGCAUUCCUCCUCCUCCAAAUACGGCGAGUUGAGUUGAUGCCAAAGAGCUCGAUUUUGGUCUCAUCUGACCACAACACUUUCACCCAGUUCUCCUCUGAAUCAUUCAGAUGUUCAUUGGCGAACUUCAGACGGGCCUGUAUAUGUGCUUUCUUGAGCAGAGGGACCUUGCGGGUGCUGCAGAAUUUCAGUCCUUCACGGCGUAGUGUGUUACCAAUUGUUUUCUUGGUGACUAUGGUCCCUGCUGCCUUGAGAUCAUUGACACGAUCCUCCCGUGUAGUUCUGGGCUGAUUCCUCACCGUUCUCAUGAUCAUUGCAACUCCACGAGGUGAGAUCUUGCAUGGAGCCCCAGGCCGAGGGAGAUUGACAGUUCUUUUGUGUUUCUUCUAUUUGUGAAUAAUCGCACCAACUGUUGUCACCUUCUCACCAAGCUGCUUGGCGAUGGUCUUGUAGCCCAUUCCAGCCUUGUGUAGGUCUAUAAUCUUGUCCCUGCCAUCCUUGGAGAGCUCUUUGGUAUUGGCCAUGGUGGAGAGUUUGGAAUCUGAUUGAUUGAUUGCUUCUGUGGACAGGUGUCUUUUAUGCAGGUAACAAGCUGAGAUUAGGAGCACUCCCUUUAAGAGUGUGCUCCUAAUCUCAGCUCGUUACCUGUAUAAAGACACCUGGGAGCCAGAAAUCUUUCUGAUUGAGAGGGGGUCAAAUACUUAUUUCCCUCAUUAAAAUACAAAUCAAUUUAUAACAUUUUUGACAUGCGUUUUUCUGGAUGUUGUUGUUGUUAUUCUGUCUCUCACUGUUCAAAUAAACCUACCAUUAAAAUUAUAGACUGAUCAUUUCUUUGUCAGUGGGCAAACGUACAAAAUCAGCAGGGGAUCAAAAACUUUUUUCCCUCACUGUAGGUAAGACAAACAAACAAACAAACGGCCACGCAUGCGUAUGUUAACCCACACAGACACCCCUCUGUAAGUCUAACAUCCUGCAAUUUAACAGGGGUGGAUGACAGACAACACAGGUUUAGGGGUCCUAUAGAAUAUAACUUAAGAUAAGUAAACCUUAACAUCUGAGUGUCUAACUGUCCCCUCCUCUCCACCCUUUUCUCCAGAGAACAGUGUCCCCCCAGACGUGACGUCCUCCACCCCUGAGAGGGGUACAAGGGUGGACUCCAGAGUGGACCUGCCCCCCAAUGCUAUGCCCAGGGCGAUGCCCCGAGGACAGAGCCGCACCAGCAUGCUGGAUACCACCGCUGACGGUAUGCACACACACACUGCAGAACACACUGCAGAACACACUGUAGAACAGCAACACACUGUAGAACACACUGUAGAACAGCAACACACUGUAGAACACGCUGCAGAACAGUAACACACUGCAGAACACACCGCAGAACAGCAACACACUGUAGAACAGCAACACACUGUAGAACACACUGUAAAACAGCAACACACUGUAGAACACGCUGCAGAACAGUAACACACUGCAGAACACACCGCAGAACAGUAACACACUGCAGAACACACCGCAGAACAGUAACACACUGCAGAACACACCGCAGAACAGCAACACACUGCAGAACACACUGUAGAACCGCAACACACUGUAGAACACACUGUAAAACAAGCAAACACACUGUAGUAACACGCUGCAGAACAAGCAACACAACUGCAGAACACACCGCAGAACAGUAACACACUGUAGAACAGCAACACACUGCAGAACAGCAACACACUGUAGAACACACUGUAGAACAGCAACACACUGUAGAACACACUGUAGAACAGCAACACACUGUAGAACAUACCGCAGAACAGCAACACACUGCAGAACACACUGUAGAACAGCAACACACUGUAGAACACACUGUAAAACAGCAACACACUGUAGAACAGCAACACACUGUAGAACACACUGUAGAUCAGUAACACACUGUAGAACACACUGCAGAACAGCAACACACUGUAGAACAGCAACACACUGCAGAACAGCAACACACUGUAGAACACACUGUAGAACAGCAACACACUGUAGAACCGCAACACACUGCAGAACAGCAACACACUGUAGAACACACUGUAGAACAGCAACACACUGUAGAACCGCAACACACUGUAGAACACACUGUAGAACAGCAACACACUGUAGAACCGCAACACACUGUAGAACAGCAACACACUGCAGAGCAGUAACACACUGCAGAACACACUGUAGAACAGCAACACACUGCAGAACACACUGUAGAACAGGAACACACUGCAGAACACACUGCAGAACAGUAACACACUGUAGAACAGCAACACACUGCAGAACAGCAACACACUGUAGAACACACUGUAGAACAGCAACACACUGUAGAACCGCAACACACUGUAGAACACACUGUAGAACAGCAACACACUGUAGAACCACAACACACUGUAGAACACACUGCAGAGCAGUAACACACUGCAGAACACACUGUAGAACAGCAACACACUGCAGAACACACUGUAGAACAGGAACACACUGCAGAACACACUGCAGAACAGUAACACACUGUAGAACAGCAACACACUGUAGAACACACUGCAGAACACACUGCAGAACAGUAACACACUGUAGAACACACUGCAGAACAGCAACACACUGUAGAACACACUGCAGAACAGCAACACACUGUAGAACACACUGCAGAACAGCAACACACUGCAGAACAGCAACACACUGUAGAACACACUGCAGAACAGCAACACACUGUAGAACACACUGCAGAACAGCAACACACUGUAGAACACACCGCAGAACAGUAACACAACUGUAGAACACACUGGCAGAACAGCAACACACUGCAGAACAGCAACACACUGCAGAACACACUGCAGAACAGCAACACACUGUAGAACACACUGCAGAACAGCAACACACUGCAGAACACACUGCAGAACAGCAACACACUGUAGAACAGCAACACACUGCAGAACACGCUGCAGAACAGCAACACACUGUAGAACACACUGUAGAACAGCAACACACUGCAGAACACACUGUAGAACAGCAACACACUGUAGAAACGCAACACACUGUAGAACAGCAACACAACUGGUCGAAACACUGUAGAACAGCAACACACUGUAGGAACACACUGCAGAACAGCAACACACUGUAGAACACACUGUAGAACAGCAACACACUGCAGAACAGCAACACACUGUAGAACACACUGUAGAACAGCAACACACUGCAGAACAGCAACACACUGUAGAACAGCAACACACUGUAGAACAGCAACACACUGUAGAACACACUGUAGAACAGCAACACACUGCAGAACACACUGUAGAACAGCAACACACUGUAGAACAGCAACACACUGUAGAACAGCAACACACUGUAGAACACACUGUAGAACAGCAACACACUGCAGAACAGCAACACACUGUAGAACACACUGUAGAACAGCAACACACUGCAGAACAGCAACACACUGUAGAACACACUGUAAGACAGCAACACACUGUAGAACGCAACACACUGUAGAAACACACUGUAGAUAACAGCACACCACUGCAGAACACACUGUAGAACAGCAACACACUGCAGAACACACUGUAGAACAGCAACACACUGUAGAACAGCAACACACUGUAGAACACACUGUAGAACAGCAACACACUGCAGAACACACUGUAGAACAGCAACACACUGCAGAACACACUGUAGAACAGCAACACACUGUAGAACAGCAACACACUGCAGAAACACUGUAGAACACACCGCAGAACAGUGACACUGCAGAAUGUUACGAGCACACACGGCAGUAGACUGGUAAAACCUAUCUUUUUUAAUAAUCUAUUUUUACUCAGAGAUAAUGGUACAUUGACAAGACAACAUUAAAUGAAUCUCACCCUCAUCCUCAUUCCAGUUGUGUUGAGAAUGCUGCUAACAUGCUAUAUUUUGUUCUUUUUUGGGGUGAUCUGUUUUUCUGCCGUACGUGUCAUGUCUUUCAUUACAAAAGGAAAGAGAAAAGGUAAUAUGAAUCCAAAGGGAAGGGGUCUGGGGAGGGGCGAUGGAGGGAUUCCAAUCAGCUUGCUUUGCCACCUCGUCUGUCGUCUGUCUAUCCUGUCUGUUGGUCUACUCUUCACAGAGAGAAAUACCGUUCUGUUUUUAACCCUGACUUUAGUUCUACUGUAUCUACGUGUGCUGCUUUCAAAGCGCAGGCCAUGUUGACCCUUAACUCAGUUUGUGUGUGUGCAGUUGUGCGCGUGCUUGUGUUGUGUUUGUGUCUCUGUAUAAUCGUGACUGUGUGUGUGUCUAUGCUCGCUUGUGUCUAUGAUCAUGUGUGUAACUCCCUACCUCUGUCCUGCCUCUACCUCUGUCCUGCCUCUAACCUCUGUCCUGCCUCUACCUCUGUCCUGUCUCUACCUCUGUCCUGCCUCUACCUCUGUCCUGUCUCUACCUCUGUCCUGCCUCUACCUCUGUCCUGCCUCUACCUCUACCUCUGUCCUGCCUCUACCUCUGUCCUGCCUCUACCUCUGUCCUGCCUCUACCUCUGUCCUGCCUCUACCUCUGUCCUGCCUCUACCUCUACCUCUGUCCUGCCUCUACCUCUGUCCUGCCUCUGCCUCUACCUCUGUCCUGCCUCUACCUCUGUCCUGCCUCUGCCUCUACCUCUGUCCUGCCUCUGCCUCUACCUCUGUCCUGCCUCUACCUCUGUCCUGCCUCUACCACCAUGUCCAGGUGUACCAGUAAACAGCCGUGUGUCCACUAAGAUCCAGCAGCUGCUCAACACUCUGAAACGGCCCAAGAGACCUCCACUCAGUGAGUUCUUCCUGGACGACUCAGAGGAGAUCGUAGAGGGUAAGAUGCAUAGGACCUGCUCCAGUACUUUAAAUAAUAUUCCAACAUUUCUCCCCGCUUCCUGAAAAUGAUGUAAUAAAUGGAAAGCAGAUAUCUAACUAUUUUAUUUGCCUUUUAUUAAACCAGUAGAGAACUCAACUUUACUCCUCUUUAAUAAAACAUUUUUCUUAAUUUCCUCCUUCCAUCCCUCUUUCCUCACCUAUCCAUCCCGUCCCUUUCUCCUCUCUGUAGUGCCCCAGCCGGACCCCAACACCCCCAGGCCAGAGGGCCGUCAGAUCAUCCCAGUGAAGGGGGAGCCCCUGGGGGUGGUCAGUAACUGGCCCCCGGCUCUGCAGGCUGCCCUGGCACGAUGGGGGGCUACACAGGCCAAGAGCCCCGCUCUCACCGCCCUGGACGUUACCGGGAAACCCCUCUACACGCUGACAUACGGUAGGUCUCACCAUCUGAAAUGGCCCUAUAUAGCAGGGAAUAAGGAGACUUUUCAGGCUAACCCACAGUCUCAGAUCAGACUUCUUUACUUUAUAACUAAUGUAAUGUAGUUCAUCUGCUCAAAAGAUCACCCUCCUCUCAGUCAAUCUAUGGAGAUCUGAGGUCAUUUAAUCUCCUCUGAGAAAUUGCUCUUGUGACCGUGGUGUAUCUCCCCUUCUCUCUCUCUCUCAGGUAAACUGUGGAGCCGCAGUCUGAAGCUGGCCUACACUCUGUUAAACAAACUGGGCACUAAGAAUGAACCUGUCCUGAGACCUGGAGAUACGGUAAGUGACAAAAACACACAGCUAUUCAGACGAAAUGACAGAUGUCUUCACCUCUUCAUCAAUUCUGUCCUUCACACUUUACCACAUUGAUUGAUCUUUAUUUAAAAACAUGAUCUGUGUCUUCUCGAUGCAUUGCACAGACAACACAAUAAGCUAUGUAAGAUAUUCCCCAUUGUGACGCAGGUUGACGUUUAUUGUCAUGAAUCUUGCCCUGGAGGCAGAACUGAGCGAUUUCCACUAGAUGGGCCAGCUGCAAAGUCAAAAUUGGCUAUAUCGUAAAAUGUCAUGAAAGGAAAUAUUCGCUUUUUGGUCUUAAUUUAGGGUUAGGCAUUAGGGUUAGCAGUGUGGUUAGGUUUAAAAUCAGAUUUUCUGGCUUUGUGGCUGUGCCAGUUAGUGACCACUCUGCAGAGCUGCCUCCAGUACAUGAGUCAUCCCAGUAAAUGCCAACCUUCCAUUGUGACGUACUGUCUGAAACUGUACUGUGUGUGUCUGUCCCCUAGGUGGCGCUGGUGUACCCUAACACUGACCCUGCGAUGUUCUGGGUGGCUUUCUAUGGCUGUCUCCUAGCAGAGGUCAUCCCUGUACCUAUAGAGGUGCCACUGUCUCGACAGGUAAGGACUGCAAUGCCCACUUCAAAUUGUAUUUAUCUAACCAGAAUAAAAUCCCUUGAUAUUAAAAAUAAAUACAAAUAAUCGAUGGAGACCUGGCAAGAUUCACCCCCUCAGCAGGAGAACACAGCAAAAUACAGUGGCAUUUAAAAGGUAAUGAUCUAGAUUUUCUUUGUGUCAUUUUCUAACUGUUAUCUUUGUGUUUCACAACCCAGGACGCAGGCAGUCUUCAGAUUGGCUUCCUAUUGGGCAGCUGUGGGGUGGACCUCGCCCUGACCAGUGAGAUCUGUCUUAAAGGACUGCCCAAGACUCCCCAGGGAGAGAUCAUGCAGUUCAAAGGUCAGCACACAUGCACAAACUGCUGGCGUUGCUGGUAGAUGGCCAUUAGUAUAUCCAUUGUCAGUUAUGUGGAUAGGUAGAUGUCCAUUGGCAGUUAUGUGGAUAGGUAGAUGUCCAUUGUCCCAUACAUAUAGGUGUGUGCGCACUAAUGGUCCUAAUGCCACCUUUUAAUAGCUACAACAUUUCCAUCCAAGGUGGAUCUUUGUCCAGUCAUCAAACUGACUUCUAGUAAUGCCCUGUGUAUCCAUUAUGCUGAUGGUGUUGUUGUUCUGCCUCCCAGGUUGGCCCCGUAUGAAGUGGGUUGUGACAGACACCAAGUACCUGACCAAGCCCUCGAAAGACUGGCAGCCCCACAUCCCCACAGCCAACACAGACACAGCUUACAUCGAGGUGAGACAUGUCCACAGACACAGCUUACAUCGAGGUGAGACAUAUCCACAGACACAGCUUACAUCGAGGUGAGACAUGUCCACAGACACAGCUUACAUAGAGGUGAGGCAUGUCCACAGACACAGCUUACAUCGAGGUGAGACAUGUCCACAGACACAGCUUACAUAGAGGUGAGGCAUAUCCACAGACACAGCUUACAUCGAGGUGAGACAUGUCCACAGACACAGCUUACAUAGAGGUGAGGCAUGUCCACAGACACAGCUUACAUAGAGGUGAGGCAUGUCCACAGACACAGCUUACAUCGAGGUGAGACAUGUCCACAGACACAGCUUACAUCGAGGUGAGACAUGUCCACAGACACAGCUUACAUCGAGGUGAGACAUGGCCACAGACACAGCUUACAUCGAGGUGUCCAGACCAUUAUGUGUGUAUUUUAUGGAAAUGUGUGUUUUUUUAUGCUAGUUUGUCUUUUGAGCACCAAGGCUCACGCAACCCACAUGUCGGAUAAACAAUUUCACAAAUUCGGCUGUUUUUAAUCUUUGCUUACAAUUUUUUUCCGUUAUGUAUACAUUAUUUAGUGUUUACACUUCCAAAUUGUCAGGAAAAAUAAUAUUUAUAAUACAAAUAACCCUCCUUUUUCCUUGAUCUCCUUCCUAUUGUUAUUAUUACUAUUAUUAUGAUCAUCAUUAUAAUAAUAAGUAAUGUCAUUAUCAUUAGUAGGCUUAGUAUAGCAGCCUUGUAUAGCCACCAUCGAGCUGUAGGCCUAAGAGCGCAUCCUGUUUAGUCUUUAAUACCGUAACUUACUUAGGCCUAUAUUUCAAUACUUAUAUAGGCUACUGUAUCAAUCAAUUAUUUAAUUGUUUAUGUCAUCACACAGCAUACGAGUCAUUCAUGAUUUGAAAUGCAAUCAAGAAUUUUAGUUUUUAAAUAAAAUAAAGUGACCAUUGGAUAAUUAGCGUAAACAAUAAAUAGGCCUGAACUGUUCCAUUUCGGCAAAUGUAUUCACGAAUGAAUGCGACUGUUUUUAGUCUUUGCUGUAAUAAAGGCUUUACAAAAAAAACAAAAAAAACAUUACAACAGGCUCUCUGGUACGGUAUAAUUUAUUUAGUGUUGUUUACAUUGUUCCAAACGGUCAGAAAAAUUAUAUUGUAAUCUAACAGCACCUGUUUGGCACACAUAAUAUGCACGCAGCGCUUGCUCCUUACCUUAUUUUUCUUGAUCUCCAGUAUUUUCCACAACUAGUCAAAACAAAAAAGUAUGAAAAAUGUAUGCACUCACUUAACUGUAAGUCGCUCUGGAUAAGAGCGUCUGCUAAAUGACUAAAAUGUAAUUCCACACAUCUGACUUCCCCUUUACCUCCUGAGCAACCAGUAAACAUUCUCCCGUUUCGAGUUUAUUUGUCACGUCCUCUGCAUCCAUUUUGCUGUCACAUUUGUUACGGUGUGGUCCUCUGUAGCUCAAUUGGUAGAGCAUGGCGCUUGUAACGCCAGGGUACUGGGUUCGAUCCCCGGGACUACCCAUACGUAAAAAUGUAUGCACACAUGACUGUAAGUCGCUUUGGAUAAAAGCGUCUGCUAAAUGGCAUAUUAUUAUUAUUAUUAUUAUUAUUAUUAUUAUAACCAAUUUAUUGAUGUGAUUAUGAUAUGCUAUAGGUCAGGCCAUAUUGGAUGCAUACAUGUGUCACGUAAAGAGACCAAGGGUUGAGGGAAUAGGGAAUGUUUUUCCUAAACAAAUUAGGGAUUUCGGUAACAACUUUUCAGUCAGACAUGGCCAUAAUUAUGUUGCAGCUUCAGCAACAUGGACAGCGUGAUACACACUGAUGAUGUUCUGUGGUGGUCACUGCAGCAGGGAGGAGAGUGAGACAACGGGUGCUAGUCACACAGUCACUCGCUGUCUUUUGUUUUAACACAGAGCAGAAAGUCUGAGCCAGGACCAGCACAAUCAAAUCAAUUGCGGUCGGACUCCCUCUAGUCAUUUGUGUGUCUUAAUUAUUUCAUUAAGCGGUUCGCUUAAAGCAUCAGACAAGCACAGUGCAUAUAGUUGAUUUGAUUAAAACACAUAGUCUAUAUAUGGAAAAAUAUGUUUUUGGUCGAAAGAACAGACGACUCUUGGUCGACCAAGAUUUGUUUUUAGUCGGGGACAGCCCUAGUGUCGCUGAUUAUUUUGUGAUUGUGUUUAUUUCUUCAACUCUGAUUGUGUGUGUUGUUGUGCUCUCCCAGUACAAGGCCAGUAAAGAGGGGACAGUGAUGGGAGUAGCCGUGUCUAAGAUAGCCUUGCUGACACACUGCCAGGCCCUGACACAGGCCUGCAACUACUGUGAAGGUCAGUACAUGAUUAACACACACCACAGGAGGCUGGUGGGAGGAGCUAUAGGACCGUUCUAUUUAUUCCAUUCCAGUCUUUACAAUGAGCCCGUCUCUCUCUCUCUCUCUAAAAUAUCAUAGAAUGGAUAAUUCUAUUAUAUAUAUAUAGAUCUCUAUCUAUAAAAUGUAUCAGUAUCUAGUACGAUAUACUAAAAGGUUAUCUAUCAUAUAAAGUCCCACUUAGUAGAUAUAUAUAUAGCUCAAGAUAGAUGUCUGAUAUCAUAUUCUCUCUAUCUAUCUCUCAUAUUCAAUAUCUGCUAUCUCUCUCUCUCUCGAUAUCUCUGUCUUAUUCAUACCCCUCUUCUCUCCAAUCUAUCCUCGUCUCCCUCGUCUCCAAUCUACUCCCUCCUCGUCUUUAUCUCCUAUCGCUCUCCUCUGUCUAUCCUCUCACUCGCUCCAUCUCUCUCUCUCCUCUCUCCCUCAUAUCUCUCUAUCUCUCUCUCUAUCUCUCUCUCUUCUCUCCCUCUUCUCUCUCUAUCUCUCUCUCUCUCUCAUAUAUAUACAGUUGAAGUUGGAUGUUUACAUACACUUAGGUUGGAGUCAUUAAAACUUGUUUUUCAACCACUCCACAAAUGUCUUGUUAACAAACUAUAGUUUUGGCAAGUCGGUUAGGACAUCUACUUUGUGCAUGACACAAGUAAUUUUUCCAACAAUUGUUUACAGACAGAUUAUUUCACUUAUAAUUCACUGUAUCACAAUUCCAGUGGGUCAGAAGUUUACAUACACUAAGUUGACUGUGCCUUUAAACAGCUUGGAAAAUUCCAGAAAAUGAUGUCAUGCUUUAGAAGCUUCUGAUAGGCUAAUUGACAUCAUUUGAGUCAUUUGGAGGUGUACCUGUCAAUUUAUUUCAAGGCCUACCUUCAAACUCAGUGCCUCUUUGCUUGACAUCAUGGGAAAAUCUAAAGAAAUCAGCCUUAGAAAACAAAUUGUAGACCUCCACAAGUCUGGUUCAUCCUUAGGAGCGAUUUCCAAAUGCCUGAAGGUACCACGUUCAUCUGUACAAAUAAUAGUACGCAAGUAUAAACACCAUGGGACCACGCAGUCGUCAUACCGCUCAGGAAGGAGACGCACUCUGUCUCCUAGAGAUGAACGUACUUUGGUGCAAAAAGUGCAAAUCAAUCCCAGAACAACAGCAAAGGACCUUGUGAAAAUGCUGGAGGAAACGGGUACAAAAGUAUCUAUAUCCACAGUAUAAAACGAGUCCUAAAUCGACAUAACCUGAAAGGCCGCUCAGCAAGGAAGAAGCCACUGCUCCAAAACCGCCAUAAAAAAGCCAGACUACAGUUUGCAACUGCACAUGGGGACAAAAAUCGUACUUUUUGGAGAAAUGUCCUCUGGUCUGAUGAAACAAAAAUAUAACUGAAAAAGGUGGUUGCUUGCAAGCCGAAGAACACCAUCCCAACCGUGCAACACGGGGGUGGCAGCAUCAUGCUGUGGGGGUGCUUUGCUGCAGGAGGGACUGGUCCACUUCACAAAAUAGAUGGCAUCAUCAGGAAGGAAAAUUAUGUGGAUGUAUUGAAGCAACAUCUCAAGACAUCAGUCAGGAAGCUUGGUCGCAAAUGGGUCUUCCAAAUGGACAAUGACCCGAAGCAUACUUCCAAAGUUGUGGCAAAAUGGCUUAAGUACAACAAAGUCAAGGUAUUGGAGUGGCCAUCACAAAGCCCUGACCUCAAUCCUAUAGAAAAUGUUUAGGCAGAACUGAAAAAGUGUGUGCGAGCAAGGAGGCCUACAAACCUGACUCAGUUACACCAGCUCUGUCAGGAGGAAUGGGCCAAAAUUCACCCAACUUAUUGUGGGAAGCUUGUGGAAGGCUACCCGAAAUGUUUGACCCAAGUUAAACAAUUUAAAGGCAAUGCUACUAAAUACUAAUUGAGUGUAUGUAAACUUCUGACCCACUGGGAAUGUGAUGAAAUAAAUGAAAGCUGAAAUAAAACAUUAUCUUUACUAUUAUUCUAACAUUUCACAUUCUUAAAAUAAAGUAGUGAUCCUAACUGACCUAAGACAGGGAAUUUGUACUAGGAUUAAAUGUCAGGAAUUGUGAAAAACUUAGUUUAAAUGUAUUUGGCUAAGGUGUAUGUAAACUGUCGACUUCAACUGUGUUUGUGUAUAUUCAGAUCAGCUGUUAGACAAAGGACACUUUAGCCUCUGUGGAUUCCCCUCAAGGGAUCUAAUGUUCUCUGAGACAGAGAAAGGGCACUUUAGCCUCUCUCUGUCUCAGAGAACAUUAGAUCCCUUGAGGGGAAUCCACAGAGGCUAAAGUGUCCUUUGUCUAACAGCUGAUCUGAAUAUACACAAACACAGUUGAAGUCGACAGUUUACAUACACCUUAGCCAAAUACAUUUAAACUAAGUUUUUCACAAUUCCUGACAUUUAAUCCUAGUACAAAUUCCCUGUCUUAGGUCAGUUAGGAUCACUACUUUAUUUUAAGAAUGUGAAAUGUUAGAAUAAUAGUAAAGAUAAUGUUUUAUUUCAGCUUUCAUUUAUUUCAUCACAUUCCCAGUGGGUCUGAAGUUUACAUACACUCAAUUAGUAUUUAGUAGCAUUGCCUUUAAAUUGUUUAACUUGGGUCAAACAUUUCGGGUAGCCUUCCACAAGCUUCCCACAAUAAGUUGGGUGAAUUUUGGCCCAUUCCUCCUGACAGAGCUGGUGUAACUGAGUCAGGUUUGUAGGCCUCCUUGCUCGCACACACUUUUUCAGUUCUGCCUACACAUUUUCUAUAGGAUUGAGGUCAGGGCUUUGUGAUUUAUAACAUUUUUGACAUGCGUUUUUCUGGAUUUUUUUGUUGUUAUUCUGUCUCUCACUAUUCAAAUAAACCUACCAUUAAAAUUAUAGACUGAUCAUUUCUUUGUCAGUGGGCAAACGUACAAAAUCAGCAGGGGAUCAAAUACUUUUUUUCCCUCACUGUAUGUAUCUUUAACCUUUGAAAUGUUCCAAUUCUUUCUGACUGUAAUGUGAUUUGUGUAUUGAAAUAAAGUAUUUAAAAUGUGUGUGUCCUCUCUCAGGAGAAACGUUGGUCAACGUGCUGGACUGUAAGAAGGACAUGGGCUUGUGGCACGGGGUGCUAACCAGUGUCAUGAACAGGAUCCACACCAUCACUGUACCCUACGCUGUCAUGAAGGCCUGUCCCAUGUCCUGGGUGCAGAGGGUCCACAUACACAAAGGUAAGGCCACCGUUAGCCUUAGCUUUUUUAUUGUAAAUUGCAUAGAGACUAGCACGCAUUAGCAUCCUAAACUGUAUACUAUGGAUUAAGGUAGUCAGGGUCGGGUUCAUUAGGAAAGAAGGCGUUGUCCGACGGAACAUGAUAUUAGCUCCCUUGUUUCAGACUGUUUUUCUUCUCAGUUUCGUGCCUAAUGAACAUGACUCAGAUGAUUAGGGAUUAGCAUUAACACUACUAUGUGUUGAGGCGAUGAGAUGUGAGCUGUCCCUCUUGUUUCGUGCCUAAUGAACAUGACUCAGAUGAUUAGGGAUUAGCAUUAACACUACUAUGUGUUGAGGCGAUGAGAUGUGAGCUGUCCCUCUUGUUUCUCCCCUGCAGCACGUGUCGCCGUGGUGAAGUGUCGUGACCUCCACUGGGCUAUGAUGGCUCACAGAGACCAGAGAGACACCAACCUGUCCUCCAUACGCAUGCUCAUAGUAGCUGAUGGAGCCAACCCCUGUGAGUCAUUCACACUCUCACACACACACACACACACACAGACACACACAGGGACCAGAGACACACCAACCUGUCCUGUGAGUCACGUAUACAUAGCAGCCGUGACUCAUGAUUGCUUUAUCUAUUCCCCAAACUAUUAUUUGUCCUUUCAUUGACCUUUCAGAGUCUUCAAGCGGUGCCCUGCCUCUUGGUACACUAUGAUAUGUAUUUUUAGAUGCAGUGCACACAACUUGCAAGAAACACAUCUGAUCCGGUCAAUUGGAUUCCUAUAAUCGGUUUGAUUCUGAAGAGGGAAGCACAUUGUUGACACUUUGUGCUGUCUUUCAGGGUCUGUGUCAUCGUGCGACGCCUUCCUCAACGUGUUCCAGUCUCAUGGGUUAAAGCCGGAGGUCAUCUGCCCCUGUGCCUCCUCUCCUGAAGGUCUCACUGUGGCUAUACGCAGGUAAUACAACAUACAGCUCUGUCUCUUUCUCAGAUUCUCUCUCAUUCACACUACACUGAGAUCUUCCUCCCCCCCUCCCUCCAGGCCUGGUGCCCGUGGUACAGCCCUCCCUGCCAGGGCCAUUCUCUCCAUGGGCGGGCUGAGUCAUGGGGUCAUCAGGGUCAACACAGAGGAUAAGAACUCUGCCCUCACUGUACAGGACGAGGCAGCGGAGCGGAACGCACGAAACAACACACGAGAAAAAACACCGCACGAGAAAACAACGCACCAGAGAAACACAAAAGACACCGAAACCACGCAGGAACAACCACGAGAAAAAACACCACCCAGAGAAAAACCAAAACAGAGAGAACACACACAAACCGCACAGAGAAAACACAACGGCAAAACGAGAAAACACCAAACAACCGAGAAAAACACACCGCAGAGAAAAAAAACACACGCACGAGAAAACAACACAAAACAACACGAAACACACCGCACUAGAAAACACCACACGAGAAACACACACCUAACGAGAACACACCACACGAGGAAAACACACACCCACAUAAACACACCCACGAGAACACACAACACAGAAAACACACACAUAACAACCGCACGAGAAAACACACCACAGAGAAACACCCACAAGAAACACCAUCACCUCACGAGAAACACACCAGCAGAAGAAAAACACACCGAGAAACACACCCACACACGAAACACCAGCACCACAGACGAGAAACACACCCACGAUAACACACCGACACGAGGAACACACCACACAUCACGGAAACACACACACUGCACAAACAACCAGAACAAACAACCCACGAUGAAACACAACCCACAUAAAAACACAACACAUAACACACGCACAUAACACACCAACACCGCACACAUAACACACAUACGAUAACACACCCACGAGAACAACACCACAGAUAAAAAGCACACCAGCACUAGAAACACACCCACAUAAAAACACACGAGAACACACACGACAAGACAACACCGCACGAUGAAACACAGGCGAACGAGAAAACACACGCACGAGACACACGCAGAGAAAACACAACCACACGAGAACACACCGCACGAGAACACACGCCACGAGAAAACACCACGCACGAGAAACACACGCACGAGAACAACCCACGAGAACACACCGCACGAGAACACACCACACCGCACGAGAACACACCACGCACGAAACACACCAACGAGAACAACAACCACGAGAACACACACCGCACGAGAAACAACCAACCGCACGAGAGAAACACACACACGGAGAACACACCGCACGAGAAACAACCACACCGCCACGAGAAACACACCACACCGAAACACCGCAACGAGAACACACGACACGAGAAAACACCGCACGAGAAACACACCGACACGAGAACACACCGCACAGAAACAACACCCACGCACGAGAAACACCAACCGAGAAACACACCCACGAGAAACACCACACACGAGAACACACCCACGAAAACACACGCACAAAACACACCACACCCACAGAACACACCAGCACGAUAACACACCGCACGAGAAACACACCGCACGAGAACACACCACACCGAGGAACACACCGCACGCACGAACACACCACGAGAACACCCCACGAGACAGCACACAGCACGAGAAACACACCACCACGAAAAACACACCGCACAGAACGACAACAGCAACAACCCACGAGAACACACCACACGAGAAACACCACAACGAGAAACACACCACGGAGAAACACCACACCCGCACGAGAAAACCAACCCACGGAAACACACAGCACGAAAAAACACAACCACACAGAACACACCAACAGAACACACACACACGCAGAAACACACCACACGAGAACACAACCACACGCAGAGAAACACACCACACGAGAACACACCACAACGACACAGAAAAACACGCACGAGAACCACACCACGGAGAACACACCACACCAGCACGAGAAACACACCCACGAGAACACACCCACGAGAAACACACCGCACCACACGAGAACACACAACGAAACACACCGCACGAGAAAACACACCACACAGAAACACACCGCACAGGAACACACCGCACGAGAACACACAGCACGAGAACACACACACCACACGGAAACACACCGACAGAACACACACCGCACGAGAACACACACACGCCACGAGAAACACACCGCACGAGAACACACCACACGAGAACACACCGCACGAGAACACACCAACCGCACGAGAAAACACAACGAAACCGACAGAAACACACCACACGAGAACACACCCGACGAGAACACACCGCACGAGAACACACCGCACGAGAACACACCACACACCGCACGAGAACACACCGCACGAGAACACACCACCACCACACCGCACGAGAACACACCGCACGAAACACACCGCACGAGAACACACCGCACUAGAACACACUCACGAGAACAACACCACACGAUAACACACCACACAGAACACACCCAACACGAAACACACCCACGAUGAACACACCUCACGAGAACACACCCACAGAAACACACCACACUAUAACACACCACACUAUAACACACCUCACUAUAACACACCUCACUAUAACACACACGCAUAACACACUCACAUAAAAAAACCUCACUAUAACACACCACACGAGAAACACACCACAUCUAAGAACACCCCAAACGAAACACAACCACACUAUAAACACCACGAGAAACAAAACCCACGAAACACACAACUCUAUAACAACACACGCGAGAUAACACACCACACUAUAACACACCUCACUAUAACACACCACACGCAUAAAAAACCUACAUAAACACACCUACACGUAAAACCCACUAUAACACACCACACCACACUAUAACACACCUCACUAUAACACACCUCACUAUAACACACCACACCUCACUAUAACACACCUCACUAUAACACACCUCACUAUAACACACCACUCUAUAACACACCAGACCACACUAUUGUGUACUGUUACUGUUAGUUUUCCUUUAAGAGUAGCUUUCUGUUCCUCACUGACUGACGAUUUUACUGUGUCUUGUCAAUGUCACUUCCCUGGUGUUAAUUCUACUUGGCUCAGGGUUUUAGUCAUUGCGUUAAAAUACUUUAAGGUCGAUGUCCGCGCCCCCGCGAAAAUCGAAUUAGCAUAAUAACAAAUUCCCCAUAAAACCCCAUCAGUUUAAGCUAGAGAUAUCAACCGCAUCCUCCUAUGUAACACUUCCUCAUCUGCCGUGAAAGGUGCCUGAGCUAGAGCGGUGUUUGUCAGACCAUGAGACAUCCUGAAAAUCGGUCUUCUCACAAUCGUCUGUAGCGUCCGAACGGUUUGGCCUAAAAACUAUUAUGACCCCUCUAUGGACAGAUGAGACUUUCACAAACACGAUGCUAUUCUCCGUUUUACUCUGUGUAAAGGUGAGACUCUCACGAACACGUCUGGCUCUAGGACUAGUCUGAAGGUCCCCCGGUACUAGUCGAAAUAAUUAAUGGAUGUACAGUAUACAGUGCAUUUGGAAAGUAUUCAGACCCCUUGACUUUUUCCAUAUUUUGUUACGUUACAGCCUUAUUCUAAAAUGGAUUACAUUGUUUUUUCCCCUCAUCAAUCUACACACAAUACCCCAUAAUGACAAAGCAAAAACUGGUUUUUAGAUUGAAAUAUCACAUUUACGUAAGUAUUCAGAACCUUUACUCAGUACUUUGUUGAAGCACCUUUGGCAGCGAUUACAGCCUUGAGUCUUCUUGGGUAUUGCGCUACAAGCUUGGCACACCUGUAUUUGGGGAGUUUCUCCCAUUCUUCUCUGCAGAUCCUAUCAAGCUCUGUCAGGUUGGAUGGGGAGCGUCACUGCACAGCUAUUUUCAGGUCUCUCCAGAGACGUUCGAUCGGGUUCAAGUCCGGGCUCUGGCUGUGCCACUCAAAGACAUUCAGAGACUUGUCCCAAAGCCACUCCUGCGUUUUCUUGGCUGUGUGCUUAGGAUCAUUGUCUUGUUGGAAGGUGAACCUUCGCCCCAGUCUGAGGUCCUGAGCGCUCUGGAGCAGGUUUUCAUCAAGGAGCUCUCUGUACUUUGCUCCGUUCAUCUUUGCCUCGAUCCUGACUAGUCUCCCAGUCCCUGCCACUGAAAAACAUCCCCACAGCAUGAUGCUGCCACCACCAUGCUUCACCGUAGGGAUUGUGCCAGGUUUCCUCCAGAUGUGACGCUUGGCAUUCAGGCCAAAUAGUUUCAUCUUGGUUUCAUCAGACCAGAGAAUCUUGUUUCUCAUGGUCUGAGAGUCCUUUAGGUGCCUUUUGGCAAACUCCAAGCAGGCUGUUAUGUGCCUUUUACUGAGGAGUGGCUUCCGUCUGGCCACUGUACCAUAAAGAGUGCUGCAGAGAUGGUUGUCCUUGUGGAAGUUUCUCCCAUCUCCACAGAGGAACUCUGGAGUUCUGUCAGAGUGACCAUCGGGUUCUUGGUCACCUCCCUGACCAAGGCCCUUCUCCCCCGAUUGCUCAGUUUGGCCGGGGGGCUAGCUCUAGGAAGUCUUGGUGGUUCCAAACUUCCAUUUAAGAAUGAUGGAGACUACUGUGUUCUUGGGGACCUUCAAUGCUGCAGAAAUGUUUUGGUACCCUUCUGUGCCUUGACACAAUCCUGUCUCAGAGCUCUACGGACAAUUCCUUCAACCUCAUGGCUUGGUUUUUGCUCUGACAUGAUCUGUCAUCUGUGGGACCUUUAUAUAGGCAGGUGUGUUCCUUUCCAAAUCAUGUCCAAUCAAUUGAAUUUACCACAGGUGGACUCCAAUCAAGUUGUAGAAACAUCUCAAGGAUGAUCAAUGGAAACAGGAUGCACCUGAGCUGAAUUUCAAGUCUCAUAGCAAAGGGUCUGAAUACUUAUGUAAAUAAGGUAUUUCUGUUUUUAAUUUUUAAUAAAUUUGCAAACAUUUCUAAAAACCUAUUUUCACUUUGUCAUUAUGGGGUAUUGUGUGUAGAUUGCUGAGGAUUUUUUUUAUUUAAUCCGUUUUAGAAUAAUGCUGUAACGUAACAAAAUGUGGAAAAAAUCAAGGGGUCUGAAUACUUUCCGAAUGCACUGUAUAUGGAGACUGUUUUAGUGAAAAAAAUAAGGGGUUAAAUACAUAUCAAAUAAAUAAUGUUUCCUAAUCUUUCUUAUAUCUGUCAGAUAUAGGAUAGACACUUCAGAACAAACUUCCUUUAGAAUUUUUUGGGGGGCUAUCUGUUGUUCCAUGUAGUGUAUCUGUUUUUCAAUGCAUUUUGAAUGGGCUAAUAGAAGCAAGGCCAAAUACAAAUGUUCAUCAGAUAAUUGUUUUCUAUAUAUAUUUUUUGACUUCAAGGGGUCUUCAAAAUCAAAUAAUAACAAAAUGAUCCUUGGUAUAACCUUCUUAAAACAGUUCCAUAUAGCUUAGUAGAACCCCCCUCCCCCAGCUUAGACAGGGCUUAUACUCUUAUGGGUUAAUAAUACAUCGAUUUUAUAUAGCACUUCUCAUGGACCCAAAGAUUCUUUGGGAAGUUGGUUUCUAAUGUGCUUUGUGUGUUUUAGCCCUAAUGUCAUAGUCUCUUGUGGUUCAGCUCUGAUGUGUAUCGUGAAGCCAGACGGGCCUCCACAGCUCUGUAAGACCGAUGAGAUCGGAGAGAUAGUGCUGAACUCCAGGGCUGGAGGAACCAUGUACUAUGGUCUACCUGGGGUCACCAAGAACACCUUUGAGGUGAGGAGAGGACUGUUUACUGAACUCUCUCAUCAAGUUUCUGCAUUUCUGUUCACAGUGGAGUGAAGUGCUACUGACACUGGGAUGAAGCCAUCAACCUCAGAACAUGACUCCUCUGUCAGAGCAUUACACUUCUAAAAGCUCUACCCCACCUUUAUUAUUCAGUGGUCAUUGUUGCCUGUGGUGUCUAUUACUAAUUUGGGUUGCAAAGCUACCAGUAAUUUACCAAAGUAAUUUAGGUAAUUAACAGAAAAUCUAUGGAAAUCUAUGGUACCUUUUGGUAACUUAUGCUUGAAUAACGUUUAUAUAUUCAUAUUAUGGUAUUAAUUUAUUUGAUCCAUGUCCAUAUUGUCCAUGAGUUUCUAGUGGAUAGACCAUAUGGUUCAAGAGAAAAUAGCCUAAUUAAAAAAGCAUCUAAUCAACAAUGGCAUUCUUUUCAAUUAACUCUGCAACUCUUCCCACUAUUGACUUUUUUUUUUUUUUUUUUUUUUACAGCUGCCACCAGUUUGACACAAAAAAACAUUGAGAACAAAUACAUUUUGACAGUGUGUAAAAAUAUAUAUAUUUAAAGGAUAUUUCAUGCUGAAACCCUCAUAAUGAACACCAAUGGUAUUCACUAAGUUGAUGGUUUAUAUUUAGGGUAAUGUUUUACAGCUUUGACAUUCUAUACUGAACAAAAAUCUAAACGCAACAUGCAACAAUUUCUAAGAUUUGACUGAGUUACAGUUCAUAUGAGGAAAUCAUAUGGAUUUCACAUGACUGGGAAUACAGAUAUGCAUCUGUUGGUCACAGAUACUAUACCUUAAAACAAAAAAGGAUAGGGGCGUGGAUCAGAAAACCAGUCAGUAUCUGGUGUGACCGCCAUUUGCCUCAUGCAGCGUGCCUCAUCUCCUUCGCAUGGAGUUGAUCAGGCUGUUGAUUGUGGCCUGUGGAAUGUUGUCCCACUCCUCUUCAAUGGCUGUGUGCGAAGUUGCUCGAUAUUGGCAGGAACUGGAACACGUUGUCGUACAUGUCGAUCCAGAGCAUCCCAAACGUGCUUAAUAGGUGAGUAUGCAGGCAAUGGAAGAACUGGGACAUUUUCAGCUUCCAGGAAUUUUGUACAGGUCCUUUGACAUGGGGCCGUGCAUUAUCAUGCUGAAACAUGAGGUGAUGGCGGCGGAUGAAUGGCACGACAAUGGGCCUCAGGAUGUCGUCAUGGUAUCUCUGUGCAUUCAAAUUGCCAUCGAUAAAAUGCAAUUGUGUUUGUUGUCCGAAGCUUAUGCCUGCCCAUACCAUAACUCCACCGCCAGCAUGCGGCACUCUGUUCAAAACGUUGACAUCAGCAAACCACUCGCCCACACAACGCCGUAGACGUGUCUGCGGUUGUCAGGCCGAUUGGACGUACUGCCAAAUUCUCUAAAACGACAUUGAAAGUGGCUUAUGGUAGAGAAAUUAGCAUUCAAUUAUCUGGAAACAGUUCUGGUGGACAUUCCUGCACUAAGCAUGCAAAUUGCACGCUCCCUCAAAACUUGAUACAUCUGUGGCGUUGUGUGACAAAACUGCACUUUUUUUUUUUCAGCACAAGGUGCACCUGUGUAAUGAUCAUGCUGUUUAAUCAGCUUCUUGAUAUUAUCUUGGCAAAUGAGAAAUGCUCACAAACAGGGAUGUAAACAAAUUUGUGCACAGAAUUUGAGAGAAAUAAGCUGUUUUUGCGUAUGGAACAUUUCUGGGAUCUUUUAUUUCAGCUCAUGAAACAUGGGACCAACACUUUACAUGUUGCGUUUAUGUUUUUGUUCAGUAUAUUUUCUAUUUUAAAAUCAUUUUAUUUAAUUAUUUCAUAUAUUUUACAUGUGAUUAGACCAGAGAGAGGACCAGAGAUAAUUACAAACACCUGUGAUAAUCUGAAGUACCCAAAAGGGCCAGUUAAAAAUAAUUCUGGUAGUUUACUGGUAAACUUUGAAAGUUUCCUCCCUUUGCAACUCUGGUCUCUAUAGUCUCUCUCUAAACUGAGAUGAUGAGUUGUGUUGACAGUUAAACGUGUUGUUAUUGUGAUUGUUUGAAAGGAUGAUCGUUAUAAAAUAUAUUAUGCCGUAACCUCCAUAACUGAAAGUGUGUCCCUCUGUCUCUGUGUAGGUGAUUCCUGUGAACCAGGCUGGAGCUCCGAUAGGAGAGCUCCCCUUCACUAGGACUGGCCUGCUGGGUUUCGUAGGACCGGUAAGAUAGAAAGACAGUCAUUUCAGUCCCUACCUAACCUAUUCAGUCUAAAGCUAUGCUCGACUACUUUAUAUCAUCAAAACAUGUCAAUUUAGAAUAGAGUUUUGGUGUCUCUGUGUCUGUUGAUGUCCAGAGAAUGAAAAUAAAUUGUGACAUUGCUUUGUGACCUUCUGCUAUUUCCCUCCCUCCCUCCACAGGGCAGUCUGGUGUUUGUAGUGGGGAAGAACGAGGGGCUCUUGAUGGUCAGUGGUAGACGACACAAUGCCGACGACUUGGUGGCCACAGCCCUGGCCGUGGAGCCUGUCAAAACUGUCUACAGAGGGAGGUGAGUGUGUCAGGAGCACAGCGCUCUCGUGUGUUCUGCAGUCUUGUUUUGCUGUGGUGGCAAGGUGUGACAGUGCAUUGUCUGUGGAGCCUGUCAAAACAGGUGAGUGCCACAGUCCUUCUGGUGUGCUGUGCUGUUUUGCUGAGGUGUUAUGGUGUGAGAGUGUGCCGUGUUUUCUUGUCACUCCCUCUCCCCAGGGGGGUGGAUCACUGUGUGCUCUGUGACAGUGGUCUCUGGUGUAAGAGUAGGUUGUUAUUGUGGGUUGUGUGUGUUAUUGCUGACGGACUCUCUCUCUCUCCCCGGUGUAGGAUCGCUGUGUUCUCAGUAACGGUGUUCUAUGAUGAGAGGAUAGUGAUUGUAGCAGAACAAAGACCAGACGCUAGUGAAGAGGACAGCUUCCAGUGGAUGAGCAGAGUCCUACAGGUACAUUAUAUACAUGUGUUCUCUCCUCUAUAAAUAUAUCUAUCUCAGUGCUAAAGAUAGAAUACAUAUUGUCUCAUAUCUACUACAGGUACAUAGUAUUAUCUAUCCUUCCAUCUAUUUAUCAUCUACCUCCACUUGUCCAACUCACCCCACGCCAUUUUUCUUUUAUAACCAAUCUCCAUAUGUUUCUUUCUAGUUAUCUAUCAGUGUGCACUUUUUAGGUUAAAGGUGCAAUAUGCAGAAAUCGCUCCGCCAUUUCCUGGUUGCUAAAACUCUAAUAGUUUGCCUAAUUUCAGUUUAUGUGGCGAAACAAGCUAGGAUAGUGUAGAGAAUCAUUGUACCAUAUAAACUGCUGUGAAAUAUAUUUUCCAUAACCAAAAAUAUUGUAUUUUCAGCUGUUUGAAGCUGGUGUACAAAACCGAAAGUAAAAAAACUCCAAAACAAAACUUAAGAACAGGAAGCAUAGAAACAGCUCACAUAGAACAGAUCUAAUGCUUCUUAGACUUGCUUUCAAUAAGAAUGACAGAUCAAUACCUCACAUUUCUAUGUGAAUUUGGUUGACACAUUGCAGCUUUAAGUUAGUAGUAGUACAUCAAGGCGAUCAGACAGUACAUUAACAGUAGGCCCUAUGAUGUGUGUUCUGUCUUCUAUAUGUCUGUACUGCCUGGCCCUGGUCCCGGCCAACACGUUACCCUGUUAUAGCUAGCACCCCUAACAGCAGUGCAUACAGUACUGGCAUCACAUAAACAGAAUAUCAUGUGGUUUUCCUCUACAGGCCAUAGACAGUAUCCACCAGGUGGGUCUGUAUUGCCUGGCCCUGGUCCCGGCCAACACAUUACCCAAGACCCCCCUGGGAGGGAUCCACAUCUCUGAGACCAAACAGAACUUCCUAGAGGGGAACCUGCACCCCUGUAACAUCCUCCUCUGUCCACACACCUGUGUUACCAACCUGCCCAAACCACGGCAGAAACAACCAGGUAUUGGUGUGUGUGUGACUGUCUAAUAAUGACUGUCGAUAUCUCUGACACAGUGACAUUUGACACUGUAGUAGGUGUGUAUCGCUAACCCUCCUCUCCUCUGUGUACUAAAGUUGGAGUGGGCCCGGCCUCCAUCAUGGUUGGUAACCUGGUAGCAGGGAACAGAAUGGCCCAGGCUGCAGGCAGAGAGCUGGGGGUGGUGGAGGAAGAGGGCCUGGUCAGGAAGGUAAGACACCACUGAGCCGAGCCAAGCUGUACUGGGCAGAGAGGUAUGGUUGGUGUCGGCCCUACGGUGUGAAACAGACAGUACAGUACAAGCUCUACAGUCUGUCUUCGCUUCUCACCAACACUAAGAAUGGAGCACGUCACAGCUGCUUUUACCAGCAUUCACCAAAUCGUAUUUACCGUAUAACAGAAGCGUUGUUCUGUCUCUACUCCAUUGUAUGUGGCCCCCCACGAUGGUAAGAGUUUAGCAGACAUACCUGCCACAGUAAGGCUGCUUCUGUCAGAUGUGCUGCAUUACAGUGACUGUGUAUUAUGUCUGCACCCCUGUAACUGUGAGCAGAUCAAUGGUGUGCACCCCUGUAACCGUGAGCAGAUCAAUGGUGUGCACCCCUGUAACUGUGAGCAGAUCAAUGGUGUGCACCCCUGUAACUGUGAGCAGAUCAAUGGUGUGGACCCCUGUAACCGUGAGCAGAUCAAUGGUGUGCACCCCUGUAACUGUGAGCAGAUCAAUGGUGUGCACCCCUGUAACUGUGAGCAGAUCAAUGGUGUGCACCCCUGUAACCGUGAGCAGAUCAAUGGUGUGCACCCCUGUAACUGUGAGCAGAUCAAUGGUGUGCACCCCUGUAACUGUGAGCAGAUCAAUGGUGUGCACCCCUGUAACUGUGAGCAGAUCAAUGGUGUGCACCCCUGUAACGGUGAGCAGAUCAAUGGUGUGCACCCCUGUAACUGUGAGCAGAUCAAUGGUGUGCACCCCUGUAACUGUGAGCAGAUCAAUGGUGUGCACCCCUGUAACUGUGAGCAGAUCAAUGGUGUGCACCCCUGUAACUGUGAGCAGAUCAAUGGUGUGCACCCCUGUAACCGUGAGCAGAUCAAUGGUGUGCACCCCUGUAACCGUGAGCAGAUCAAUGGUGUGCACCCCUGUAACGGUGAGCAGAUCAAUGGUGUGCACCCCUGUAACGGUGAGCAGAUCAAUGGUGUGCACCCCUGUAACUGUGAGCAGAUCAAUGGUGUGCACCCCUGUAACCGUGAGCAGAUCAAUGGUGUGCACCCCUGUAACUGUGAGCAGAUCAAUGGUGUGCACCCCUGUAACCGUGAGCAGAUCAAUGGUGUGCACCCCUGUAACUGUGAGCAGAUCAAUGGUGUGUGUGUGUUAUUACUGUGCUGCAAGCCUGCUAUUGUACUCCCUCCCCAGCCGUCCUGUUUCUGUCCACUAGUCUGUGGUUAUCUUCUCCCCUAAUGGGUGGAUCCCUAGCCUUGCUUGCCAGAAUGAGCCUAUUACUAGUAGUUAUCCCCAAUCUCAAAGGCCUGACCCACACUCUCUCCUCUCAGCACCAGUUCCUGUCUGAAGCGCUACAGUGGAGAGCCCAGAGCGACCCUGACCAUGUCCUGUAUGUGCUGCUCAACGCUAAGGUAGCAUGGUCACACCUCUUUAGAUAUUCCCAUUUCUUAUGCGCCUGUAUGUUUUAACAUAUGACUGUGGAGGUGGUGAUGAGUAACCUUGCCUAAGAUUUGCGUUGGCUACCCUAGCUAAUGCCUAGGGCCUAGGCUUUAGCUGAGUGGGCUAAUACAGCCGUGUCUUACCACCUCUGUCUUCCAGGGGGCAGCAGUGUGCACAGCCACAUGUGUUCAGCUGCAUAAGAGAGCAGAGAAGAUAACCUCAGCCCUGAUGGAGAGAGGAGGCCUCAACACUGGAGACAACGUGGUGCUGCUAUACCCCCCUGGUAAAUUGAAUGAUCAACACACACACACACACACACACACACACACACACACACUUCACACCUAUAGCUACUAUGGCUGCCCAUCCUCACCUAUACAAUUUUAGCCUUAGAAUAGUCAGUUAAAUGCUAUUGUUAACAGUCCUCCCCUCUCCCUCGGUCUCCUCCCCCACCCUUCUUCCUUUCUCUCUCUUUGUCUCCUCUCCCUCCCUCCCUCCCUCCCUCCCUCCCUCUCUCUCACCAGGCAUUGAUCUGAUAGCUGCGUUCUAUGGCUGUCUGUAUGCGGGGUUGAUCCCUGUAACAGUGCGGCCCCCUCACCCCCAGAACCUGGCUGCUACUCUGCCCACCGUCCGCAUGAUCAUCGACGUGAGUCAACUACAGCCACCAAGAUGUUUUCACAUAACCGCUUUAUGAAAGAUGCUAGGCCUCAAAAUACACAAACAUAUGUUUGUGCUAUGAAAACCUUAGUAACUGCUUUGCUAACUGCUGAAAACUUUGGUAACUGCUGAAAUUAUCUUGGAAAUUAUUUUUUCAAAUUCCUCCCUGUUUGUCUGUGUGUGUUGCAGGUGAGUAAAGCUGCAUGUAUCCUAACCACCCAGCUCCUCAUGAGGAUCCUCCGGUCCAGAGAGGCUGCUGCCAGCGUCAACAUCAAGACCUGGCCCACUAUCAUAGACACAGGUACUGUGGGCAAAUCCCAAAUGACACCCAUGACACACUAUUUUCACAUAAUAGUGCACUACUUUCGACCAGAGCCACAUAGGGUAGUGUACACUAUACAGGGGUUAGGUCACUAGGGUGUCAUUUGAGAGAGGUUUCAAGUUGAUUUUUCAUGUGUAAUGAAUACAUUGGAGAUGUUCCUUUUAACUGAUGGACUCUGUUUGCCUUCUCUCUGUGGGUGUCCUUUCUAGACGACCUCCCCAGGAGGCGCCCCCCCCAGCUCUACAAGCCCCCCACAGCAGAGAUGCUGGCCUACCUGGACUUCAGUGUGUCCACCACAGGCAUGCUGACCGGGGUCAAGGUAAGGGCAUUACAGUAGCAUGUACACACCUAGAUACUAUGUCCAUCUCAGGAGAAAUGAUCACACAGACAUUAUUUUGCCUGUUGAAAUGCAUCUUGUUUCUCUCUCCUUUCACACUCACUCUCUCUCUCUCUCUCUCUGUCUGGCUCUCUCUCUCAUUUGUUUCUCUCUGUCUCUGUCUCUCUCUCUCUCUCUCUGUUUCUGUCUCUCUAUCUCUCUGUCUCUAUCUCUCUGUCUCUAUCUCUCUAUCUCUCUGUCUCUGUCUCUCUGUGCUGUGUGUGUCAGAUGUCCCACUCAGCGGUCAGUACUCUGUGUCGCUCCAUCAAGCUACAGUGUGAGCUCUACUCCUCACGCCAAAUAGCCAUCUGUCUGGACCCCUACUGCGGCCUGGGCUUCGUACAGUGGUGCCUCUCCAGGUAAGACACACAGAUGGGCUGCGAUGAUUUCACCUACAUUUGUGUAAUCUUUGAUCUUGCCCAGUCUUCUCUAUGCCGCUUCUAUGUAGCUCCUAUGUAGUUCUGUGAUCUAGUGUUGUUGGCAAUGCGGCUGAUCUCUAUUGAGCAGAAAAGUGACAGCAGCUUUUUACAUUGUGUAAUGACUAGAGAAAGUUCUAUAUAUUGUGUGUGUGUAGUGUGUACUCGGGUCACCAGUCCAUCCUGAUCCCCCCUAUGGAGUUGGAGAUGUCCUUACCUCUGUGGCUGAGCACCCUGAGCCAGUACAAGAUCAGAGACACCUUCUGUUCCUACUCUGUCAUGGAGCUCUGCACCAAGGGCCUGGGUACACAGACCGACGCUCUCAAGGUGAGGAACACACACACACACACACAGUCUACCGCCAAUGGCUAGAAAUGUGUUGGUUCCAGAAUCAGAAAUCUGUCAACUGUAUCCUGUACACACACCAGAGGAGGCUGGUGGUAAGUGUAAUGUCUAGGAGUCUCCACCCUUUGUGUGUGCAGGCGCGGGGUGUGAACCUGUCAUGUGUGAGGAGCUGUGUGGUGAUAGCAGAGGAGCGUCCCCGGCUGGUCCUGACCCAGUCCUUCUCCAAGCUGUUUAAAGACCUGGGCCUCUCCCCCCGCGCUGUCAACACAGCUUUCGGAUCCAGGGUCAACCUAGCCAUCUGCUUGCAGGUGGGCCCCAGCACACACAGGCACGCACGCACAAACACAUGCAGGUAGUCGCAAAACAUGCAUACACACACACACACACACACACAGCUGGAUCUAAACAACGAUGAUGGUGACUCAUUUUGACUUUUUAGAUGAACAAUCACUAACUUCCCUUUCUGUUUCUCUGCAAGGGUACUGCUGGACCAGACCCCUCCACCGUCUAUGUAGACAUGAAGUCCCUCCGCCAUGACAGGUAAGGAUAGCUAGCGGACAUCACUAAGGUUUUUACCCAGGGUUUUUCCUGGUCAGGUCACAUGGUCAUGUAUAACCGCACGUCAGAGAAUGGAGACAGUCAGUCUGUCUGUCUGUGUUUUCCAGGGUGAGGUUGGUGGAGCGAGGAGCCCCCCAGAGUCUUCCCCUCAUGGAGUCAGGCACUGUAAGCAAAUGGCACUGAGAUGACUAAAGCUUACCGUGUGCUUCUCAGUCUAAACAGUUCACUCAUAUAUUAUGACAUUUUGUGACGUUUUGGUCUUCGGCAAUAUUUUUUUGGGCUGUUCGUGAGGCAAGUCGAAGUUCGGUAGCCGAAGUCUAAUCCCCUUCGUCUAUGAUUGUUCAACAGUACUACUCCUAGUAGGAGUGGGAACAUGAAGUGUUUGUUGUCACUCAACAAGAGACAACUAAUUUUCAUGCAAAUUGUUUCACUUGAGAAAUACUGCACCAAACAUCUUAAUGACUAAGACCUUCAAAAUUAAUGACAGAUUUCUUGAUUUAUCUUAGAUUAAUUUGGACUAUUUUGAAGGAGUGUUUCUGGUUAAGUUGUUGCUACGGUGGCUCAAGAGGGAUAAACAACAGUAAUAUUGCUGUUUUUCAAGCGACGGUCUUUAGGGAGUAUGAGAGCACAGACGGUUGCUUCGCCUAGCCGAGUUCUGCUAGGAGCAAACCAAACCUAUGUAUGAGGAAGCCUUUAGACUGUGUUUUGACCUCUUGCCUCUAGUGAAACUUCCUCUUGUGUCAGUGGGGUUGUCAACUAAACCUUAUCUCCCUGUCUGCAGAUUCUUCCAGGGGUGAGGGUGAUCAUCGUGAACCCAGAGACCAGAGGUCCGCUGGGGGACUCUCAUCUAGGAGAGGUGAGUGUGAAGACACCACAGAGGACCAGGUGGUGGGGAUGUAUGGUCAAGUUGAAAGGGGUUUGCUGUGAGACUAUUGUAGCGAAGACUUCUCCUUUUGUACUCUACAAUCAUUUAACCCCAUCACCUUGCUCUACUACGACCUACUCAAUAUAUUUAGCCUGUUGUCUUUCUCUAUCUCUCACCCUGGUUAAUGACUGUCUCUUCUGUUCUUCAGAUCUGGGCUCAGAGCCCCUAGCUACUACACGAUACACUGAGUAUACCAAACAUUAGGAACACCUUCCUAAUAUUGAGUUGCACCCCCCCAUUUGCCCUCAGAACAUCCUCAAUUCGUCGGGGCAUGGACUCUACAAGGUGUCGAAAGCGUUCCACAGGGAUGCUGGACCAUGUUGACUCCAAAGCUUCCCAUAGUUGUGUCACGUUGGCUGGAUGCCCUUUGAGUGGUGGACCAUUCUCGAUACACACAGGAAACUGUUGAGCGUGAAAAACCCAGCAGCAUUGCAGUUCUUGACACAAACCGGUGUGCCUGGCACCUACUACCAUACCCCAUUCAAAUGCACUUCCAUCUUGUCUUGCCCAUUCACCCUCUGAAUGGCACACAUACACAAUCCACGUCUCAAUUGUCUGAAGGCUUAAAAAUCCUUCUUUAAACUGUCUCCUCCCCUUCAUCUACACUGAUUGAAGUGGAUUUAACAAGUGACAUCAAUAAGGGAUCAUAGCUUUCACCUGCUAUUCUACACAUUAUGCCAUCGGGUGGAGAGAAAUGUUUGCAAUAUGAGACUAACUAAAUCAAUGGGGGGCCCCCUGGUCGGUAAUUCGAUCAUGAUUACUAAGUUUAGAUAGUUUAGCUGCCAGCUAACUUAGCAAUUAUUAAUUUUUUUAGCUUACUUGGGCUAAUUGACUGACUAUCAGUGACUGACAUGAGGAAAAACUGCUGAUGCACAACCAAAUUUCGAAAUGUCACCUUGUGUAUUCUACUAUUCUAACUAUCUACAGGAAGUUGAGACCUCGACUGAGUUCCAAUUAGUAUUAUUUGUAUAUAUACAGUACCAGUCAAAAGUUUGGACACCUACUCAUUCAAGGGUUUGUCUUUAUUUUUACUAUUUUCUACAUUGUAGAAUAAUAGUGAAGACAUCAAAACUAUGAAAUAACACAUAUGGAAUCAUGUAGUAACCAAAAAAGUGUUAAACAAAUCAAAAUGUAUUUUAUAUUUGAGAUUCUUCAAAUAGCCACCCUUUGCCUUGAAGACAGCUUUGCACACUCUUGGCAUUCUCUCAACCAGCUUCACCUGGAAUGCUUUUCCAACAGUCUUGAAGGAGUUCCCACAUAUGCUGAGCACUUGUUGGCUGCUUUUCCUUCACUCUACGGUCUAACUCAUCCCAAACCAUCUCAAUUGGGUUGAGGUCGGGGGAUUGUGGAGGCCAGGUCAUCUGAUGCAGCACUCCAUCACUCUCCUCCUAGGGCGGCAGGUAGCUUAGUGGUUAAGAGCGUUGUGCCAGUAACCGAAAGGUCGCUGGUUCUAAUCCCCGAGCCGACUAGGUGAAAAAUCUGUCGAUGUGCCCUUGAGCAAGGCACUUAACCCUAAUUGCUCCUGUAAGUCGCUCUGGAUAAGAGCGUCUGCUAAAUGACCAAUUAUUAUUAUUAUUAUUAUUAUCCUUGGUCAAAUAGCCCUUACACAACCUGGAGGUGUGUUGGGUCAUUGUCCUGUUGAAAAACAAAUGAUAGUCCCACUAAGCCCAAACCAGAUGGGAUGGCGUAUCGCUGCAGAAUGCUGUGGUAGCCAUGCUGGUUAAGUGUGCCUUGAAUUCUAAAUAAAUCACUGACAGUGUCACCAGCAAAGCACCAUCACAACUCCUCCUCCAUGCUUCACGGUGGGAACCACACAUGCGGGGAUCAUCCGUUAACCUACUCUGCGUCUCACAAAGACACGGCGGUUGGAAUCAAAAACUCAUAUUUGGACGCAUCAGACCAAAGGACAGAUUUCCACUGCCCAUUGCUCGUGUUUCUUGGCCCAAGCAAGUCUCUUCUUCUUAUUGGUGUCCUUUAGUAGUGGUUUCUUUGCAGCAAUUCGACCAUGAAGGCCUGAUUCACGCAGUCUCAUCUGAACAGUUGAUGUUGAGUUGUGUCUGUUACUUGAACUCUGUGAAGCAUUUAUUUGGGCUACAAUCUGAGGUGCAGAUGAACUUAUCCUCUGCAGCAGAGGUAACUCUGGGUCUUCCUUUCCUGUGGCGGUCCUCAUGAGAGCCAGUUUCAUCAUAGCGCAUGAUGGUUUUUGGGACUGCACUUGAAGAAACUUUCAAAGUUCUUGACAUUUUCCAGAUUGACUGACCUUCAUGUCUUAAAGUAAUGAUGGACUGUCGUUUCUCUCUGCUUAUUUGAGAUGUUCUUGCCAUAAUAUGGACUUGGUCUUUUACCAAAUAGGGCUAUCUUCUGUAUACCCCCCCCCUACCUUAUCACAACACCACUGAUUUGGCUCAAACACAUUAAGAAGGUAAGAAAUUCCACAAAUUAACUUUUAAGAAGGCACACCUGUUAAUUGAAAUGUAUUCCAGGUGUCUACCUCAUGAAGCUUGUUGAGAGAAUGCCAAGAGUGUGCAAAGCUGUCAUCAAGGCAAAGGGUGGCUACUUUGAAAAAUCUUAAAUAUAUUUUGAUUUGUUUAACACUUUUUUGGUUACUACAUGAUUCCAUAUGUGUUAUUUCAUAGUUUUGAUGUCUUCAAUAUUAUUCUACAAUGUAGAAAAUAGUAAAAAUAAAGAAAAAUCCUUGAAUGAGUAGGCGUGUCCAAACGUUUGACUGGUACUGUAUAUAAAGACAUAAACAAUUAUUUAUUUAUUUGUUUGGAAUUGUUCUGAGGGCCUUCAAAAGGGGGACCACCAGUUGCCCAUAUCUGAUGCAGAGGAUGAUGAAACCCUCUCACUCUCUGUUUAGAUCUGGGUUCAGAGUCCCCACAGUUCCAGUGGUUACUACACCAUCUAUGGAGAGGAGAGCUUGCAGGCGGACCAUUUCAACACGCGGCUGAGCUUCGGGGAGCCCCACACCCUGUGGGCCAGGACAGGAUACUUGGGUUUCGUCAAGAGGACAGAGCUACUGGGUGCCACUGGAGGUUAGGGACUCUUAUAAUGUAACCAUCCUAGCAUUUAGCAUGUUAUGGACUCUCCCAAGUGAGAUAUCUUUCUUGGGUUUGUGGUCAUUCUCACCCCCAGCGGUUGCUACACCAAACCAAUCUGAAGAGUUGUUCUGUUUAGUUGUACAAGGCAUGUUCAUUCUGUUUUAGGAUCAUCUCACCUAAUGUCAUUUAUGCAGGUGAAAGGGGGUAGAUUGUGCUUUCAAACCAACCUGAUUUUUAAAGGCCCAGUGCAGUCAAAAAUGUGAUUUUCCUGUGUUUCUUGUAAAUGUAUUUUAUUUUAUUGUCACAUACACUAGAUAGGUGCAGUGAAUGAGGUUGGUAUAAUACUGUGAAAUUGCGAAAAUGAUGAUAAUGCCCUUUUAGUGUAAGAGCUGUUUGAAAAGAUCGCCUGAAAUUUCAGCCUGUUUUGUUGGGAUGGAGCUUUGGCCUGCCUGGUGACAUCACUAGGCGGUAAAUUGGUUCAUAGACCAAUAAGAAAGAGAGCUCCAAACCGGUCUGCCAAUAACGGCUAGUUUUCACUUAUCCCCUCCCAACUCAGACCACUCCCAGACAGUCUUAGCUAAGUUCUUGCUUGGGAAAUUGCUCUUUGCUAUGAAGCUAUUUUUGUUUAUUUUUUACAAUUUUAAUUGAAAGCAAUCACAUUAAGGUACUUAAUUGUUACCCGGAAAUGAUUUGAUAUUGAGAUAAAAACGGCUCCAUUGGAUGUUGGGUUUCUAAGCAGUCUGUGUUGAUGACUAUCUAUUUUCUCUCCUGAUCCGUCUGCCUUCCCUUCAGAUCGUCAUGACGCUCUGUUUGUGGUGGGCCAGCUGGAUGAGACGCUGGAGCUCAGGGGGCUUCGAUACCACCCCAUCGACAUCGAGACCUCUGUGUCCCGGGCACACCGCAGCAUUGCUGAGAGGUGAUACACCAGUCUGUUCUGUUGUCUGCUCAAACACACACUGUACAUACAGUACCAGUCUAAAGUUUGGACACACCUACUCAUUCCAGGGUAUUCUUUAUUUGUACUAUUUUCUACAUUGUAGAAUAAUAGUGAUGACAUCAAAACUAUGAAAUAACACAUAUGGAAUCAUGUAGUAACCAAAAAAGUGUUAAACAAAUCAAAAAAUAUUUGAGAUUCUUCAAAUAGCCACCCUUUGCCUUGAUGACAGCUUUGCACGCUCUUGGCAUUCUCUCAACCAGCAUCAUGAGGUAGUCACCUGGAAUGCAGUUCAAUUAACAGGUGUGCCUUCUUAAAAGUUAAUUUGUGGAAUUUCUUACCUUCUUAAUGCGUUUCAGCCAAUCAGUUGUGUUGUGACAAGGUAGGGGGGGUAUACAGAAGAUAUCCCUAUUUGGUAAAAGACCAAGUCCAUAUUAUGGCAAGAACAGCUCAAAUAAGCAAAGAGAAACGACAGUCCAUCAUUACUUUAAGACAUGAAGGUCAGUCAAUACGGAAAAUGUCAAGAACUUUUAAAGUUUCUUCAAGUGCAGUCGCAAAAACCAUCAAGCGCUAUGAUGAAACUGGCUCUCAUGAGGACCACGACAGGAAUGGAAGACCCAGAGUUACCUCUGCUGCAGAGGAUAAGUUCAUUAGAGUUACCAGCCUCAGAAAUUGUAACAGACACAUCUCAACAUCAACUGUUCAGAGGGGACUGUGUGAACCAGGCCUUCAUGGAUUUGCUGCAAAGAAACCACUACUAAAGGACACCAAUGGACAUUAGACCGGUGGAAAUCCUUUGGUCUGGAGUCCAAAUUUGAGAUUUUGGGUUCCAACCGCCGUGUCUUUGUGAGACGCGGUGUGGGUGAACAGAUGAUCUCCGCAUGUGUAUUUCCCACCAUAAAGGAUGGAGGAGGAGGUGUUAUGGUGUGGGGGUGCUUUGCUGGAGACACUGUCUGUGAUUUAUUUAGAAUUCAAGGCACACUUAACCAGCAUGGCUACCACAGAUUUCUACAGCGAUACGCCAUCCCAUCUGGUUUGGGCUUAGUGGGACUAUCAUUUGUUUUUCAACAGGACAAUGACCCAACACACCUCCAGGCUGUGUAAGGGCUAUUUUACCAAGAAGAAGAGUGAUGGAGUACUGCAUCAGAUGACCUGGCCUCCACAAUCCCCUGACCUCAACCCAAUUGAGAUGGUUUGGGAUGAGUUGGACCGCAGAGUGAAGGAAAAGCAGCCAAAAAGUGCUCAGCAUAUGAGGGAACUCCUUCAAGACUGUUGGAAAAGCAUUCCAUGUGAAGCUGAUUGAGAGAAUGCCAAGAGUGUGCAAAGCUGUCAUCAAGGCAAAGGGUGGCUAUUUGAAGAUUCUCAAAUAUAAAAUAUACUUUGAUUUGUUUAACACUUUUUUGUUUACUACAUGAUUCCAUAUGUGUUAUUUCAUAGUUUUGAUGUCUUCACUAUUAUUCUACAAUGUAGAAAAUAAAGAAAAACCCUUGAAUGAGUAGGUGUGUCCAAACUUUUGACUGGUACUGUAUAUGCUUCACUAGGUGUAUUGUAACAUGAUAUGACUGUUGUGGUCUCUCUCCCAGAGCUGUAUUUGACAGUGACAUAUACUGUAUCUAGUAUAAACCCACAUGCUUGGUUUCCUUGGUGAUGAGUAAGAACUGGAAGGGUACACCGUGCUCUAACCCACUGAACCAUUGGAACCAGUUGAAUGUUGAACUUGAUGGGUGACUGUCUCUCUCUCUCUCCAAAGUGCUAUGUUCACGUGGACGGCUGAAUGUUAACUUGAUGGGUGACUGUCUUUCCACAGUGCUGUGUUUACGUGGACCGCUGAAUGUUAACUUGAUGGGUGACUGUCUCUCUCUCUCUCCAAAGUGCUAUGUUCACAUGGACGGCUGAAUGUUAACUUGAUGGGUGACUGUCUCUCUCUCUCUCCAAAGUGCUAUGUUCACAUGGACGGCUGAAUGUUAACUUGAUGGGUGACUGUCUCUCUCUCUCUCCAAAGUGCUAUGUUCACAUGGACGGCUGAAUGUUAACUUGAUGGGUGACUGUCUCUCUCUCUCUCUUCUCCAAAGUGCUAUGUUCACAUGGACCGCUGAAUGUUAACUUGAUGGGUGACUGUCUCUCUCUCUCUCUCUCUCUCUCUCUCUCUCCACAGUGCUGUAUUCACAUGGACCGCUGAAUGUUAACUUGAUGGGUGACUGUCUCUCUCUCUCUCUCUCUCUCUCUCUCCACAGUGCUGUGUUCACGUGGACCAACUCCUGGUGGGUGGCAAGCUGCCGUCGGCUCCUCGGAUCUUCCUGUCCUUGGCUGCAUGUUCUACAGGACACCACCUGAUGUUUGUGGUGGUCAUCGUUCCGGGGGUCAUACCUCACUCUCGGGGAGAAACAGAGGAUGCACUCGACUGUUCCUGGCGACACUGGACCCAUAAUGUUAAACUUGAUGUGGUGACGGGGCCCGGCCCCAUACACACGGGGUGUGCUGGUUGGGAUCCACGGGUUAGAUGGCAACCCUGGGACGUAGUGGCAGGGGACCGGGGGUGUAGGAGGCAUGGACCCUGGUGCUGUGGUGGCUAAGGGGUCCUGGAUGGGGAUGCAGACCGAUUGGGGUGUGGUGGCAUGGGACCCGGGGGUGAUGCUCAAUCCUGGGAUGAGAGCAGGGAUGCACUCGGGUGUAGGAUCUAUGGCGAUCCAGCUGGGCAUCUACGGGCCUAUACAUGUGGUG
Coregonus sp. 'balchen' is the source of this 44203-nucleotide messenger RNA. NCBI's taxonomy places the organism in Eukaryota, Metazoa, Chordata, Actinopteri, Salmoniformes, Salmonidae. The record is from the annotation of a GenBank genome assembly.